AUGCAGGGUUAUAAGGUAUACCUCACUGGCGAAAGUUACGUUGGCCAAUAUAUUCCGUAUAUCGAGGAGGGUUUCAUCAAUCAGAAUGAAAUAACCUACUUCAACUUGAAGGGAAUUCAGAUCAACGAUCCGUCAAUCAACGAAGAUGCUGCAAGGAUAUACUCUUCUGCUGUCGCCGCGCUAGACCAUUUUCCCAGCGUCUUCUCCUUAAACGACAGUUUUACUAAACACAUCCACGCCACCGGCAAUAAAUGUGGCUACACCGACUUUCUCAACAAAGCCCUCACUUAUCCACCCCCAAGUAAUUUGCCAACCGUUAUCGAUGCAUAUCGCCACCCAGAUUGCCUUGUUUGGGAUGAAAUCGUCGAGGCCGCCACACUCAUCAAUCCAUGCUUCAACAUCUACCAUCUCACUGAUUUCUGUCCCUAUUUAUGGGAUGAAAUUGGCUUCCCUUCGCUUGGUGACGGUCCCAAUAACUAUUUCAAUCAAAGUGACGUUCAGCAGGCUCUACAUGUUCCGCCAACUAACUAUGACGUGUGUGAUGAAAGCAAUAUCCUUCCUUUUGGAGACUCAUCCGUGCCCAGUGCAUUGGGUCCACUACCGAAGGUCACUGAAGCCACGAAUAACGUGAUAAUCUGGAAUGGUUGGUAUGACUACUUGUUGUUCAUGAACGGCACCCUUGCCACUAUCCAGAACAUGACUUGGAAUGGAGCACAGGGUUUCCAGAAACCUCCCAUCGAAGAUUUGUUUGUUCCGUAUACAGCUGGCAGUUCCGUGGACCCCGUUAUCUGGGAUGGAGGAGCAGGGAUAUUGGGCAAGGCGCAUACAGAGCGUGGUUUGACAUUCACUUCUGUGUAUGGAUCUGGACACGAGAUUCCACAAUGUCCCCGGCGCUGCGUACCGUCAAUUGGAAUUUCUGCUUGGUCGUAUCAAUAA
This is a messenger RNA of Talaromyces atroroseus, 936 nucleotides long. RefSeq names its product Carboxypeptidase cpdS. The record is from RefSeq and is a predicted model, not a curated record. The transcript is spliced from 3 exons. Gene Ontology annotation, biological process: proteolysis. The coding region runs from base 1 to 936 and encodes 311 amino acids. Gene Ontology annotation, molecular function: serine-type carboxypeptidase activity. Lineage: Eukaryota; Fungi; Ascomycota; Eurotiomycetes; Eurotiales; Trichocomaceae.